This is a messenger RNA of Haliotis rufescens (red abalone), 9729 nucleotides long. RefSeq names its product transmembrane protein 198-like. The transcript has 5 exons. The record is from RefSeq and is a predicted model, not a curated record. Gene Ontology annotation, cellular component: plasma membrane. Lineage: Eukaryota; Metazoa; Mollusca; Gastropoda; Lepetellida; Haliotidae. Bases 916 to 1920 code for a protein of 334 amino acids.
GAACACACACAGUGGAGUAUUGUGGAGCAUUGAUCACUGACAAGCCAGUUAGCAGGCACAUCUCCAGGCAGCCCUCCUAUCUGGGCUAAUGCAUUGACAGAGGCUGUUCCGCUACAUUGGGUAUCGGAGCUGGCUGUCAACCAUUCGUCACAUCACCUCUGUAAGGCCAGGUAAGCUAGACACUGAACCCAUGACAUGAAAGGUUCAGGCUUUUGUGGCCGGUCAGAUAAAUCUUGAGAUACAGGCCCAGAUUUCUUUCCUUUCUGAUAAAAAUAUAGGUGGUGUUUUUGUGUAUGGACUGGCUGGGAUAUUGUCGGUGUGUUUUGUGGCCUGUGAGGAUGUUGGGGUGGCCCAGCUAUGUGAAAACUGUCUUCGUCGUCAUAUGUUCGUUUGUCUGAGUCCCCUCCGUGUAUCCAAGCAGAAGCCCUCACGGUCCACACACGGUUUCAAACGUUUAUACAGGAAGUGGAAAGAUUCUGACACGCUCACAAGCCUGUGCUGUGCUGGGCAGUCUGUCAGCCAGUAAUAGAAAACGUAUGUGAGCGGAGGUUUUCUCCUCUGACAGAACUAAUACCAGUUUGAACAUUACAGCGGUUACAUUCGGGUGUGUCAAGGCAGAUCUGCUUCAAAGGAAGAUUCAAAUCUGGAGAUAUGUUUUCUGGAAUUGUCAGCUGUGCAUGUUUGUAGAAUCCAUUUGAUUUCUGUGUUUUGGAUCUGACAUUCAGUGGCAUUUGUGUUGUUGGAUUUGGAGUUCAGAGAUAGGAAAUUAUUCAUUUCCUGAAUGCAAGGAGGUGAUUCCGAUGAACACGCAGCUGAUAAUGCGGACACAAAUAUCUCAGUUUGGCAGAAGGAUGGAUACUUCUGUUUGACCAGGACACCGAUUUGAAGCUGACCGGUGAUCUGCUCCACGUAAACAUGGACACGACGGUGGAGACCAGCGCGGCGUCUUCAGCCGGGGACGUGACGUACAUGACCCCACGGGGGAACAUGACGACCAUGACACCCCUGUUGCAUCAGUGCGACCACAUAGACUCCCAGUAUGACGUGGCCUCGGCAAUUGUUUGUGCGAUGUGUUUCAUAUUUGGAAUUCUGUAUACAUUUUUUGGGUACCGGUUCUUUAAGGCAAUCAUGUUCCUGACCGGGUUCAUCUUCGGCGGUGUCCUCAUCUACAUGAUCUGCAAGGAAGAGGAGAUUAUGCCCACAGAAGGAAAUAUCGGUGUGGCCAUUGGCGCCGGGAUACUCUGUGGCCUCAUCACGAUGCUUGUGCAAUAUGUGGGACUAUUUCUCACCGGAUUCCAUCUUGGACUAGCACUAGCAAUCGCUGUAUUGAUAGUCCUUGAACAGUUCAUGCAUCCUUCAACCAAGUGGAUACCCAUUGGAUUACUCGUGGGUCUUGGGUUGCUGUUUGCCUUUCUCAUUCUGAAAUUCCAAAAGUGUUUCACAAUUUUGGGGACAAGUAUUUUUGGAGGUGCUUUAAUGGUAGCAUUUUUAGACUAUUUUAUUGAGAAGUUUCGCAUGGUGCUGUAUGUGUGGGACAGAGUGAAAGGCAACGAGUCGCCGCCUGUGUGCUGGUACAGCUGGGUGAUACUGGGCUGCUGGCCAUUUUGUUUCCUUGUUGGAGCUAUUACACAAUGGAGGAUUACAGGACAGGGAGUGGACCAUCGGGAAGCACUACACAUCAACAGGUCCAAGAAGGUGAACCUAAAACGUAUUCGGGCCCGGGAACGCCGAGAUGAGCAACAUUCUCGUUACCGCCACCUAUACCAGGUGCGGCGCGUCAACGGGGAUGUCAUCUCGCAGGUGAACAACCAAGACUACAUUCAGAGUAUCCAGGGAAAACUGUCCCCGGCUAUGAGAAGUCUGACCGACCCAAUGACUGAAGUGGAGAGUGCUAACACUACACUGACACAAGUGCCAUGAUCAUAUCACACCUCUACUAUAGGUCAUAUCACUCAUAUCACCUGCAUGGGACGAUAUCACUGAUAUCACUUGCAUUGGACAUAUCACUCAUGUACAUGAAUGGGAUGGUAUCACUUAUAACCAUGGGACAAUAUCUUCUGGAAGGGGUGAUAUCGUUCAUAUUACACCCAUGCAAGUUCAAGGUUUGGAUAUAUCCAUAUCAAGUUCAUGUUUGAACCAUACUCGAUACCUUCACAUCAAAUUGUAUCACUAGCAUUAUAGACCCAUCAAACUCCGACAGAUGGACGUAUCACAUACACGUGAUACAUCUGACGAGGAUGCUUGUCGUUGAUGAUUAACCAGGUACCUCACAGGGUAAUACAACACAUAUGGACUGAUGUCAUUCAAGCAUUCACCCUGAAUGAUGUUGAAGCAUAUCAUUACACAGGAAGCACCAGACUGAUAUAUCCUAUUGCUUGAGGACUCUCCAACCACGGAGGAGCCGAUGGUCACCUACAUUGAUGUGUAUAGGACAUGGCUGCCAGUAGUGCUUAUCUCAUGCAUGGGUUGGGCUCAUCAAGCACUGUCUAAUGAAUGUCUACAAUGAACAUGGUGUUAUUAGCGUGUGAACUGAGCGUCGUGAUAGACAUGAAGUUGUUGGGAGGAGAACUGUAUUUGCUGUAGUGCAGAAGCUAGAGUUGUUGGAAGGAAAAUAGUACAUACCUUUGUGAAGAAGAUGGUGUUUGGAAAAGGAACAGGAGUCGUGGGAUGGUGAAUAGCAACUGGAGAAAAGAUGUUGGCUGAAAAAUAGCAUCUGCUGUGGAUAAGAAACUGAAGUUGUUGGCUGGAAAGUAGCAUCUGCUGAGGAUAAGAAACUGAAGUUGUUGGCUGGAAAGUAGCAUCUGCUGGAAAGGAGAAUUUGGAGUUGUUGGAUGGAAAAUAGUACGUGCUUGAGAGCCGAGGUUAAAGUUGUUGGAAGGUGAAUAGUAUGGACCACAGAGGAGAGCUGUAUGUCAUAUGAGGUAAUCGGGAGGCUGUUUAAUCAUGCACUGUCACCCCUGCUUGUCACUACAGGAACUGAAUCUUUAUGUUGUGAUCUCAGACAAUUAUAUGCUUGUAUUUUCAUUUUGCUGCCACUCAUUGAAAAAGAAAAAGUCCUUUUCAUCCAUACCCAUUCUAGGUUGUUGUAGAUAAGACUUCACUCCAACUACACUUGGCCAUCAAAUGUUAGAUGAUCAGAGUCAGCAUUAACUGCAUGUCAAGAUGGAUGACGUCAUGACAACCAUUCCGUUUUCCUCUGAACUCACCAAUCACAAUGACCUUCAUGAAGGUCACACUUCUGCUUGCAUGGCCAUAUUUCUCGGCAAUAUUGUUCAAAGUUUGGUGCAAAUAGAUAGAUGUAGAUAUAUAGGCAAUGCUCAAAGUCCCUAAUCAAAUCUAAUCAGUCAUUCUUUGUGUGUGCAUUUGUGGUUGUUGGUGAUUUGGGAUAUAUGUUGCAAACAGAAAAUCCCAAUCAUGAAUGGGCUUGUUGAUUCACUAUUCAUUAUCGGUUCAAUAAAGCAAGUUUAUUUGUUAGAAACUACUUGAGGUAUUCAUAUUAAAGUGGUACUUUUCCUGUCAUUUAGCCAUUCAAAUUUGGUUUUGUUUUACUGGAUUUUCUUGGUCAAUUAUGUGGUUGCCAGGAGGCAAAAUAAGAAAGAUUAAAUGGAAUGAAACUAAAUCAGCAUUUGUAUAGAUCACUCUCCAAUUUGUAAUUGCUCAGAGCACUAAGACCAUGAUAGAUCUACAUCAUUAUCUAAGUCAAUGGAUCAGUGUGCACUGGAUUUUCAUUCUCUGCUUCCUAGGGAUCAUACAACCCAAAAGCCUGUCAACAAAAUACAAAAAAGUUGGGUUUUUGAGACCGCAAACUCUCAGUCAUAACAUCUACUAUUUUUAAUAUAUUUCUUUUGGUGGCAACAUUUUUUAUAGUCAGCCUCAAGCAAGCAAGAAACUAGUCUUAACACUACGCAAGUCUUAGAGUUUAUUAUGAGACUAAUAUUAUGUCAACCACUGUUACAUGUGUCCUGUUCAGAUCCAUGACUUUGUUACUCUGACAAACUGUUAAGGCAUUAUCCUCAUAGGUUAGAUUUUGGAGGAAAAUUGAUUAACCAUGUCCCGUUCCGCAAUGCGAUCAUAACGCUACAACUGUUGUAGGUGUAUUUUAAAGUAUAGGAGAUGUGAUUGUUGUAUUGCUAUGAUCACUUUGUGGAGAGAGACCACGAUCAUUAUGAAGCAUUAUCAUUGUUCUAACAGCAAUCACUACCCAUAACUCAUGACACUAUCAGUGCAAUAACAUUGAUGUUAGUCAGCAGGAAGAUAGUUUUUUUAUGUGACCCUAAGGUGUCCUUGACCUUGUACAUAUGGAAGAUGGCACACAAAAAGGAUUGUGUCUGCUAUGCAAUGAACACAGUAUUUGAAAUCAGUGGUUGUUGCCCGUCCAGGCUUUGAUGAUUUGCCACAGCCAGAAGGACUUCAUAAGCUGUAUUCGGAAAUUUAGUUUUAUUUUCUCAAAGUGCUUGGAUACCAUAAGAAAAUCAUAAAUCAUUUGACAUAAAACAUGACAAUAUGAAACAACAGUUAUCAUUGAAGUCUUUGAUAGGCAUUUAUAGCAGUAGUCUAUGCUAUAUAUUUUGGCAGUUAUCAUUGCUAUAAUACAGCACAGCUUCUCAGCAUUAAUAGAGAUCUAUGCAAGGAUACAUUCAUCUCCACAUGUUGGCAAAUUAAGAUAUGAUCAAGAAAAAAAUAAAAUAUUAUUUCUUGUACAAAAAUGGGUCAGCAGGUAUAAAUAAAAACAUUUGACAACGAGUUGCGGAUGUGAUAACAUAAUUUGUACAAAUCAUAUGUUGGCAAGUUCCUGGAAACUCGGCUUUUAAGUUUGCAUGAACUGGUAGGCAGUAUAUGUAAUCAGCCAAUCAGCACAGAUGCUUUCAUGCAAGAUGAGCGCUGCCUGAGUGGUCAAUACACUGUGUGGUCAUUGCAGAGCGUGCUCUUUAGUAUGCUGGUAAGCAAGGGAGCAUGGGACAUUACAUGGACUGAUGGUCUUCUCUACUUUCAUGCCAUGUGUGGAAUCAGUUCCUGGUGCUUCCUGCCAUGAUAUUGAUGGAAUAUUGCUAAAACGGCGUAAAAACCUACUCGAUCGUCACUACUGUCAUACCGACUGAGAAAUAAGCUUAAAAAUAUAUGUACACGCUUUACACAGCCAUGAAGUCAAUGAGUUGUUGGCUAGGGUCCUUUUAUUCCUCCCUGCCUUGAUGAUAAACAAGAUGGCCUCUUUCAGGGCAAUGGGGUAGCCUAGCGGUUAAAGCAUUCGUCCAUACGCUGAAGGCCUGGGUUCGAUUCCCACAUGGGUACAAUGUGUGGAGCCCAUUUCUGGUGUGUCCGACAAGAUAUUGCUGAAAUAUUGCUAAAACGGCGUAAUAACCACACUCCCUCAUUGUUAUUACUUUAAAGUAGCUUAAAUUUACUCAGUUUCUGUUGGGGAGGCAGAAUUUGAGAAAAUAUUUCUGAUAUUUUUGUGUGAUUGAUUAAGGAAUAUUGUUCAACAGUUGGGACAUGAAUGUAUUCUUGACAACCAUUUCCUCACUUCUAGUCUUCAUACAGCAGGUAUUCGGACUAUCACUAUUUUUGUGAUGUAGGUAUGCAGUGUAUUCAUGAAUUUAUUUGCGAAUUGGUUGUAUAGAUGAAUUAUUUACCUAAUAUGGUCUCAGUUCCACUUUUACCCCAAUGAUAUCACUCAGGUAACUCAUGACACUUGAUUUAUUGAGAAGUGAUCUGACUAGAACCUCAAAAAAUUUAUGUGUUGGGUUGGUGGGGUGUAGAAAAAGCAGAAGUAAACUGUGUUUAAAAUUAAGCAUGAAAGUACUGACCCCGUUCCACAAAGCGAUUGUAGCUCUACGACUGUCUUUGCUAAAGUAUGGGAGCUAUGGUCGUUUGAGCGGUACAAUCGCUUUGUGGAACGAGACUCUUGGCCAUAAUGUUAAAAAUUAAAUAUUUAGGGGUCCCUAAUGAAAUCCCAUAGGAGAAGACGUCACAGACCAUGGGAUCUGCCUUAAUUUUUAUCUCAUUAAAAUCAGAUCUUAGUUCCGCUAAACAAAGAUCUGAGAACACCCAAUUACGUGUAACAUCAGACCGACCUUACGUGAACUUUGACCGACCAAUGGAAGGACUGACAAGAAGUCAACAUUAGCCAAUUAGAAGGCAGCUUUCUCGUGCUUUACAGCACUAAUUUUGAAUUGGGGACUACGGUUUGAAACAUAUUUUGACAUAUUCUCGAUUAAAAAUUGGAAACAUGAACAAAAAAACCUUCCUAAAAUGGCUGAUAGAUGGUCAAGAUUGUAUGGAUUCAGUGGUCAUUCGGAAUACACCGUGUUACAGUUUUCGAGGUUGCAUGAUUAGAAAUCACAUUCCGAUUGUCACUUUCAUGAUCUGGUAAGCGACGCUCUGAUUGGUCGUAUGAAAGGUCAUUCUGACGUGACCCCUAAUGGGAUGUCCUCAGAUCUUUGGGACAAUUACUAUAUUAAUAACAUGGAAGUAAUUUUCAUAAAAAACUACCCCAUGUUUUUUAAAUUGACAUAUAAUUAUUGAAAACAAGGAGUUGGUUGGCAACUGAAUAGGCAAGUAAUUAUUGAUUAAUUUUGUGUUGUAAGAUUAUAAAGGUACAGCAUUGCCCAAGAGUCAUACGAUGUUAAGAGCCUGAGCUUGUAAGUCAGCUGUCCAAUGCACAAUGCCUGUAUAUUAUCCAAACUGUCUCAUUUCACAAUGCAUUGUAUUAGAUAGGCAGCAGACUUAGUCGGCAACACAGCAAAGAAGCCUUCACCUCAAGCACCUGUUGUGGAAGCGUUUUUGUUACUUUUGUACACGGCAUGAAGUAAUUUCUACUUUAAUACAUACAUUAUUUAUGACUUGUAUAAAUUCAUUUGCUUGUAUAUAUGAUUGUGUUUGUUUCUGUGUAAAUAUCAUGCAGAACUCUCCCAAGUUUUCAUGCAAACAUCAUUUGUGUCGGUGAUGAUAGAUAACGUUUUCUGUUGCCGGUUUUAGAUGAAACAGAUGCACAUUUAAUUACAGGAGUAGCCAAGUGGUUAAAGCAUUCGCUUGUCACCAUGGUCACGCUGAAGACUUAAGUUCAAUUCCUGAUUUGGAUACAGUGGUGAAGACCAUUUGUUUCCAUCAUUACAUUCUCAAAUGCGAAAGGCAUGAUUUGACAAAUCUUUAAGAUGCAAUAUGUCAUUGAUAUUGUACCUGGUGCUGAACGUGUAUUUGUUUUUCAAGUUGAAAUAUUGGUUCAGAAGAUGCAGGCUAACUGGUUGGAGAAGGGGCACCUGUUUUCAUUAUCUGAUAGGCUGUAAUACUGGUCCUGAAUAUUACUAGUCUUGGACAAGUGGACUAUCUUUAAUUGGACAUUUAGAAUCUGAAGUAAGAUUGAAGCCACAGUCGACAUGGAUUUCAACGUGUUUAUUCUCAUGGGCGAUGUUUCAAUACAGAUGCUAGCACCUUGGGCCGGUUUGGUAGCAUAGUGGUUAAAGCGUUUGCCUGUAAUACCAAAGGCCUGGGUUUGAUUCCCCACAUGGGUACAAUGUUUGUCCAUUUCUGGUGUCCACUGCCGUGAUAUUGCUGGAAUGUUGCUAAAAGCGGCGUAAAACUAUAUUCACUCACUAGUACCUUUAUUAAGUUUCAUAAAGAUAUCAACAUCCAUGCUGAAACAUUGCACACAAAAAUAAAGGCGUUGAGUGAGUGAGCAUGGUUUUAGGCCGCAUUUAGCAGGGACACCAGAAAUGGGCUUCACAUAUUGUACCCAUGUAGGGAAUCGAACCCGGGUCUUCGGCGUGACGAGCGCAUGCUUUACCCACUAAGCCACACGACCGCCCCUAAAGACGUUGAAAUCUAUAACUCUGUCUUCAAUGUGGACUUAGUUAAUUUCAAACCCUGCACUUGUUUUGUUUGACAGUCCACUAUAACAUUACGUGGGGCACAAUGGGUCUGAUAACCUAAUGCUCAGAAGGAAGGUGAAUUGAUUUCUUGCUAUUAUUGAUCCUGACGCCAUCUGAGGCACCAGGAAAGUAUAAAGUUACUUCUAAAUAAUGUAUGUGACUGACCUUUUCUUCAACAUAAAUAAUCGUUACAUGCGCAAAAUUUUCCAUAACCAGCAACAAAGUACGAUAUUCAGUUUCUUGUCAGCUAUCAUGAAUCUGUACAGGUAAAAUCCAGGUUGUUACUGUUGCUAUGGAAACAAAUGUGUCAUUGCAUUAACGUCUUUUGAUAUUUAUGCUACAUAUGAAGAAUUGGAAUGCAAUUGAUUUAUGGAUAAUCUUCUGUUCAACCAUAAGGUAUUAAACCAGUAAAUGACAAUCUUAUUUUAUUGAAACUCCUUACAAAAUGUAUUUGUUGUAACUUAUGGAAGUUAGUAAAAACAAGCUUCAGGUAUAAAGGUGAAUUAUUGCAUUUAAAGUGAAAUGUCCUCAGCUGUAAAUAACAUGUUUGUUAUGGAAUUUGCAGUUAAAUCAUGUUGAAUGAUUUGUUAUAGAAGAUCUAGAUUUUUAUUUUCCAGAAAUAUUACAUAGAAAUUUUGAAGGGUAUAUUUUUCUAAUCUAAUCUGACUUUAGCCAUGUUAGCAGCAUGAAGAUGCAGUAGAGUAUUUAGGAAUAUAUAAACACUGGACAUGUCGAAUGUUAUUUACCCUGUUAUAUACUCAUGAAACUAUUUCUGUAGACCUCGUGUCUAUGAUGUUGAUUGAAAUGUACUGGUUUCCAUUUAGCGUGUGUCAGGACAGAAUUCUUAGAACAAAGAAUAUUUACAAACGAAUUUGACCCAUCUUCCAUAUCCUUGUAUCUUAUCUCCAUUCUAAAUCUGAUACCCUGGAUCCAAUGCUUGUCAUGCUGAAGGAAAAGUAACCCAAAAUACAAACAUCACAAUGAGAGGAACUUGGGCAGAUCUGUUAAUUAAUACACUGACAAGAAGACAAGAUCAUAACAUAUUGUUAUAGCUAAAAGCGAUUCACAGUUUGAAAAUGAUGAACUUAAAUAGUCUGUUAAAACCUGAUAAAGUAAUAAUGUUCCACGAAGCAGGCUUAAAUGAAGAAAAUGUAAUAUAUACAUGUCAACCCGAUAUGAUAUUCACAAUGAUUGUGAAGAUGAGCUAGUUUCAGACUAUUUUGAUAGGUAUUCUGACAGUGAAUACUGGUAACAUCAAGCAAAGGAAUGGAUUGUAAUUUGACAACAGACCUUUGACAAGCAUUAAGUAAAUUGUGAAAACAUGUAAAGAUAUUGGUAUCUGCACAAGAGCAUUAUGAACUGGUAAAUAUAGAAGUUGCUGUCCAUUGAUGUUUGUUUGACACAUAACAAAACACUAAUCAUGCCAUCCUUGAUUGACAAGAGUAUUAUAUAUCCAUACUAUCAUUAUACAUACCUUGGACCUAUUCUCUACCAUAGUUUUAUUUUGAGCCUUAUUCGAAUUGCACCAUGUUAAAAAUAGCUGUCCAGUCAAAUCUCUCAUGAGGGAGAAGAUACACGAGAGAUUGAUUUGAUGACAUCACUUACAAAAUGAACUAUGGUGGCAAAUUUGUCCAGGGUAUAUCCUUGGAAUGUGGAUAUAAUACCAGGGUAUUUAUCUAGAAUGUGGAUAUAGUACCCUGGAUCAUCGAGGAUGAUCUGUUAUCACCUGUCCACCUGACUCAGUCUGUUGUUGAUGUACUUGUUGUUACUGUUUAUACAGGUGAGAGGAAUGGAAGCAUCACUUGACAUGGUUCUUGUUUGCUGUAUAUAAUGGUUGGCUUUGAAUAAAAAAAUAUGAAAUGAA